Molecule: messenger RNA, 6731 nt
Organism: Nannospalax galili (Upper Galilee mountains blind mole rat)
Lineage: Eukaryota; Metazoa; Chordata; Mammalia; Rodentia; Spalacidae
Gene: Igf1
Product: insulin like growth factor 1
Exons: 5
Coding region: 274-753 (159 amino acids)
Cellular component (GO): extracellular region
Molecular function (GO): hormone activity; growth factor activity
Source: RefSeq, a predicted model, not a curated record
AGAGAGAGAGAAGGCAAAUGUUCCCCCAGCUGUUUCCUGUCUACAGUGUCUGUGUUUUGUAGAUAAAUGUGAGGAUUUUCUCUAAAUCCCUCUUCUGUUUGCUAAAUCUCACUGUCACUGCUAAAUUCAGAGCAGAUAGAGCCUGCGCAAUGGAAUAAAGUCCUCAAAAUUGAAAUGUGACAUUGCUCUCAACAUCUCCCAUCGCUCUGGAUUUCUUUUUCCCUCGUUAUCCCUGCUCACCAAUUCAUUUUCAGACUUUGUACUUCAGAAGCAAUGGGAAAAACCAGCAGUCUUCCAACUCAGUUAUUUAAGUGCUGCUUCUGUGAUUUCUUGAAGGUAAAGAUGCACACAAUGAACUCUUCCCACCUCUUCUACCUGGCACUCUGCUUGCUCACCUUCACCAGCUCUGCCACAGCUGGACCAGAGACACUCUGCGGGGCUGAGCUGGUGGAUGCUCUUCAGUUCGUGUGUGGAGACAGGGGCUUUUAUUUUAACAAGCCCACAGGCUACGGCUCCAGUAGUCGGAGGGCACCUCAGACAGGAAUUGUGGAUGAAUGCUGCUUCCGGAGCUGUGAUCUAAGGAGACUGGAGAUGUACUGUGCGCCCCUCAAGCCUGCAAAGUCUGCCCGAUCUGUCCGUGCCCAGCGCCACACUGAUAUGCCCAAAACUCAAAAGUCCCAGCCUCCAUCUACAAACAAGAAAAUGAAGCCUCAAAGGAGAAGGAAAGGAAGUCCAUUUGAAGAACGCAAGUAGAGGAAGUUCAGGAAACAAGAACUACAGAAUGUAGGCAAACCGUCCUGAGGAGCAGAAAAAAUGACAUGUCACUGCAGGAUCCUUUGCUCUGCCCGAGUAACCUGCUAAACAUUGUAACACCUACCAAAAAUUAAGUUCAAUAACAUUUCAAAUAUGGGCAUUUUCCCCCAAUGAAAUAUACAAGUAAACAUUCCAACAUUGUCUUUAGGAGUGAUUGUUAAAAAGCUUUGCACCUUGCAAAAAUGGUCCUGGAGUGGGUAGAUUGCUGUUGAUCCUUUAUCAGUAAUGUUCUAUAGAAAGAAAAUUAUAUAUAUGAUUAUAUAUCUUAGUCCUGCCUCUCAAGAACUGCAAGUGCAUGGGUGUUGUGUAGAUCCAGUUGCAGUAAUUCCUCUUUGAAUCUUGGUUGCUGGAGUUCUUCAUUCAGCAACUACGUCUAAGUGGUUUAUGAAUUGUUUCUCUAUUUACACUUCUUUCCACACAACCCAAACUGCUAGUUUCACAGAGUCUAACAAUCCUGUCUAUCUCUACCAUCCCCUGUCCUUUCAUAAGAUUUUCACUUGUUGAAUUUGGCCUCCUCAAAAGCAAUAGAAAGUGAUAGUCAAUGGCUCACCAAUUUUUAACCUACGUCAUUCCAUCUGUGGCAUUUGUACCAAAUAUAAGUUGGAUGCAUUUAUUUUAGACACAAAGCUUUAUUUUUCCACAUCAUGCUACAAGAACAAAAGUAGAAUAUGAUAGUUUCGACCUUGAGGCCAAUCAUUUUUAGGUGUGUGUUCAAAACAUAGAAUGUCUCUAAACUCUCAAUGGUUCCUUCAAAUGAUAAGUUAGUGUGUGAUCUAAUUAGUAACUUCUCUCUUUUUAUUUCUUCCAUAUAGAGCACUAUGUAAAUUUAGCAUAUCAAUAAUAUAGGAUAUAUCAAACAGUAUGUAAAACUCUGUUUUUUUAGUACAAUGGUGCUAUUUUGUAGUUUGUUAUAUGAAAGAGUCUGGUCAAAACGGUAAAAGGUGAAAGCAAAUCAGAAGGGGAAGCCUAGAGCCAAAGAUGACAAAAUAGGAAAGGAAUUGAAAAAUCCAUCCAUCUAUGAGAAGCAAAGUCCCCCCAGUUAUGCCUCCCAAGAGGAACUUCAGACACACAAUCCAUGAAUGCAAACUUGCUUGGAGGGUCCAGAGAGGAAGUCGUGGGGUGGGAAAAGCAGAAGGCUAGGAAUUUUAGCAGUCCUGGUUUCUUUUUCUCACUGAAGAAACAAAUAUUUGCCACCUCUGCCACAGACUCACCACCGUAUGACCUUGGGCAAGUCACCCCACCUCUGUGCCUCAGUUUCCUCAUCUGCAAAAUGGGGGCAAUGUGUCAUCUACCUACCUCAAAGGGGUGGUAUGAGGAUUCAAAGAUAAAGAUUCAGAUUUUUGCCUGGAUUGCCAGGAGGGUGCGACAUCAGAGCCCUGGAAUUGCUGGGAUGCAGAAAGUCCAACUGACAGCAUAGUUUCAGAAUCAUUCAUCAAUCACUGCAGUGUCAUUAUGACAGUCACAUUCUCAUCAAUGAAGCUAUCCAGUAAACUGUCCAACUAGCCUGUGAAGAGCUAACAGCUCAGUCUUUCCUACAACACUUCACAAAGUAAGCUAGACACAUUUGGUUUAUAAUUUGGUUUUGAUUCUGUAUUUGAACUUAGGAAUAUAAAGAUAAGUGUAAAUGGAAAGGAAAACUUAGAGAAACAAAGUUUUUCACCACUGAAUGAAUAGUUACUCUCUGAUUAGUUCUCAUUGAUUCUUCCAGGCGCUUGAUAUGUAUUUGAUAGUGUCUCUUUAAUAUUAUUACUGAUACACUAUUCAGUUUGAAAACUGAGUUUCCCUUCCCCUUAGUAUAAAAAUAGUAUUUUAAAAUAUUGAAAUAAUGUCUGGUUAAAAGACCACAAAGUUACGUGCUUUAGUAAACUUUAUUCUUAUCCUUGGUGGUAUAUACAUGUACCAUUUUAUUUGUGAAAAUAUGCUAACUAGAAUUGCUUCUUGAGGGCAAAAAUUUUCCUUCUCAACCCCAAUGCUGCCCCUCAUGUCUGCUUAGAAGAAAGAUCCCCAGCUUCCUGUGGAAGUGUCUGAUACAUUAUAUUGGACAUUGAUAUCCAAAAACAUCUAGAAUAAGUUCCGUGCUUAUGGAGAAAGAUUUUCUUUCUCAUUAGAAUAAGUUGUUCAAUAUUCAGAUCUUAUUAGGUACAGCUUUAUCUUUUGCAAAUUUCCUCAAUAUUCUUAGGAAGUGUAUAUCAAAAACACAAAGGACAUCUUUAAUUUUCCUUCCACUUGGCUGCUUCAGAAUCUCUGAAUAAAUACAGAGAGAAAGCCUUGUUCAGCAGAGCACUCAGACUUACUUGGCUGGAGCACCCUGGGCACACUGCACAUGCUCUGAUUACUAUGGAGAGAUGUAAAGGAACUGUAGGUCAGUUUUGCCAUCUGUCUAUUUCCCAGAGAUGAUGUGGAAAAUGUUGGCACCUCCCACCCCCAGCGUGGCUUUUCAAACUUUAAUGCGUACCUUUUAAAAUUGGUGAUUCCUAGAAAAAAACCUUGUAGGCAGUCUUCUACAGAUUUUUGGGUUUCUUGACAUGGUUGGAUUUGGUAAUUCCCGGUAUCUAUGAUAUAUUUUAUUCAUUUAAUUCUAUGUACAGUUAAAGAUUCUCCCAACGAUGUAAUCAUAUAUAUAUAUACAUAUGUAUAUAUGAACUUUUUCCAAUCUAUAUUCCUCUCUAGGUGGAUCAUAAAUCAGUUAUCAAAAAUUAAUUAUACAACACUAUUUUACUUUCAAAUAAAUGAACACUGAAAAAUGAAUCUAUAUAAACUCUAGAAGCCAAUUGAUCAUUAUAUAAUAUUAGUAUGAAUGGAUAUAGUCCCAAUUUAAUUAACAAUACUCAGGUACCUAUGUCAACAUUUGGUCCCACCUCCUCAAAGAGUAUAAAUUACUAUUUGAAUAUUUUUAGAUAAGGGAGUUCUACUGAAAAGGUUAAUGCAUCUCUCCAUCACAAUCUACUUUCCUAGAGUAAAAGAAAUACUUUCUCAGUACCCACCUUAUACUUACCCUACCCUACACACACACACACACACACACACACACACACACACACACGCACACACACAGCCACCUACUCACCCUGAGAGUUCAAUGCAUACUAAAAAAAAAAAUCAGUUCCUUGAAAAUCUUAUUAAAAACAACCCUGACCCCCUUCUUGAGAUGCCUCCUUGGAAUUUCAAUGUGGAAUGUGGAAUGUCUGUGUAGAUGAAACCAUCUCAUACCCUGUGGCCCAAGGUUUCUGUUACUGACUUAUGCAUUUGGGAGAAGGCAUGGACGAUGUAGCAUAUUUUGCUUUCCCAUUUAUUGUUUGGCCAGCUAUGCCAAUGUGGUGCUAUUGUUUCUUUAAGAAAGUACUUGACUAAAAAAAAAAGAAAAAAAAAGAAAAAAAAGAAAGCAUAGACAUAUUUUUUUAAAGUAUGAAAACAACAAUUCUAUAGAUAGAUGGCUUAAUCAGAUAGCAUUAGAUCUAGCCACCACCACCUUUCAACUUUUUAUCACUGACAAGUAGACUAUUGUUCACCAAAUUGUGAGUUUGGGGGUUCAGGGGCAGAAGAUGGAAAUUUUUUAAAACUAGAAGGCUCCAUUAUUUUGUUGGCUCUCAAAUUCAACAAAAUUAGCAAUAUAUAAUUCAAUCUGAAACUUUGAUCAAUAGCUUGGAGUAAAGAUGGGCGAGGAAAAAGAACUUAUAGGCAAAUGGCAGAACUAAAAUGAAGAUUAAGUUGUUUAUUGUUUGGUUUUUUUCACUUUUGGUUUGUGUAUGUGUGCUCUCUCUAAAACAAAUAUCCAGAAAGAGUAAAAAACAAAAGGUUUUUCAUUUUAAGAUAAAUUCAUCUACCACUAAAACCAGCUUUUCCAUAUCCUGGGUAUUCACUGGUGUGUUCUGAUUUGUAGGAGAUUCUCUCCCAUCAGUCAUCUCAAAGAACAGUUGCCCUCAUAGAAGCAGUCACUGAUCUCAUUGGGAAAUGUUGGGAAGUAUUUCCUUAUGAGAUGGGGGUUAUUUACUGAUAAAGAGAAGGAUUUAUGAGAAAUUGUUGAAAAAGAUGGCUAACAAUCUGUGAAGAUUUUGUUUUGUUUUGGGUUUGUUUUUAAUUUGUAGUUUAUACAGUCUUUAUGAAUAUCUUAACAUUCAAAAAUGGCUUCGUCCUUUUCUUCUUUCAUAUUGGAAUGAAAGAUAGGUUAAACUCACACAGACUCUUUAUAGGCUAGGUAGAAUGAAUGUUUGACUUAUUGAAUCAGACUAUUUACAAUGUUUUCUCUAUUUUCAUCUUAAAAGUUUGCCCUAAUUUAUUAGGGAAGAAUCCAUUUGGCUCUCCUUAGAUGAAAGAGCACCCCCAUAAAAACUGCAUGGGUUUUUCAUACAUGUUUUCAAAAGAUAAAAUCUGAUUUACAUUAGGGAAUUAUCUACUCUAAAAUGCAGUAGAAGAAUUGUGAGUCUCUGUGCCCCUCCCCUGUGAGAAACAUAAAGUCCAGAAUAUCAGGGGGGAAAAAAUGAGGGAAAUUUUUGUUGAUUCUUUGUUUUUGUUUUGUUUUCAAUACUAGUGUUUAAUCCUAUAGUACAUAUUUACUUAUUGCUAUUUUAAUAUUCUAUAAGAACUUUCUUGCUAGGUUUUAGAAAUUGAUACAUAGAUACUUUUCUGUGAUUUCUAUUUAAAAGAAAAGAGACAAAAGACUGUCUGAAGAUUUAAGUGCACAUGGUACAGGAUAGAUACCAAUUUAAAUAAAAAGUCAUAUCUGGCAUAAGCCUUUCUUUCUUUUUCAUUUUAAGAAAAACUUCCACAGAUAAGACAGAAGCCCAGGAGAUUUCUGAAACAGUCUUUAUCCCCCGCCCAAGUCCUUCUUUUCUUUUCCAGUUUCUGCCUCAGAAUUUUAUCAAGGCUGACAAAGCCAAAAUCCACCAUUAAAGGAUUCUCUUUUAAAGCAUAUAUUUCACAUACCCCUCUUAAUGUGUGAUUAUUUUUCUCUCUCCUUAUUGUUCAACUGUCAUUGAUAUGUGUUUUGACAAGAGAAAUUUUCAUUAACAAAAAGAAAGAAUACAACAAUCCAAAUGUCAUUUCCCAGUGACAUUAAGAGAUAAGAUAGAAAUGCUUUUUCCUUCUUGAAAACCCAGACUGACUCACCUUCAAAAUGACCUUUCACAAUCCUUAUAAUCUGCCUUUGUUUAAAUUGCCCAGGCCUGAAAGCAAGCAUUACUUAUUUUUUCUUUUGCCCAAAAAUGCACUGGUGUAAAAUGGAAAAAGCGAAAAUAAAGCUCCAAAAAUCCCUUUCAAACCUUAUCCACUGGCCCCACAUCCCACUCACUGACUUAGCAAAUUCACGUCUGUUGAUCUCUUAAGCUGAUUUUUUAAAUAUAUUUAUCUUGUACCUGCUGCUAAACACACUGCAGGAGUGACUCAGAAACCUCAAGCUGUCUAUCACAUCUCUUAUCUGUGUCUAUGUAUCAUUAAAAUGUGUAUUCAAAAUAUCAACACUUCUAAACACCAUGCAGAUUAUAUUCAGUUUACAAAAAUGCUCCAAAUAGCAUGUCAGGUCUUUUUUGCUGAGUCAUUAAUGAACUAUGAGAAUUGGGAUUACAUCAUGUAUUUUGCUUCACGUAUUUUUAUCAUACUUAUAGGUCAAGUGUGAUAAUAAACUUACAGAUACUGAAUUAAUUUUCCUUUGAAACCAGGAAGUAAUAACAUCAUUGAUUGAAUCUGUUUUAUUCAAAAGCAUAUUUUUAUUAAAUUAAUUCUGAUUGUAUUCAAAAUUAUUAUUCAAUUCAUUAUGGCAGAAGGAUAUCAGUCCUAAUUACUUCUAAAAAUGUAAUUAACUGAAUCAUUAUCUUACAUUUACUGUUUAGUAAGCAUAUUUUGAAAAUGUAUGGCUAGAGUGUCAUAAUAAAAUGGUAUAUCUUUCUUUAGUAAUUACAUUAAAAUUAAUCAUGUUUGAUUAA